Messenger RNA from Salvelinus namaycush (lake trout), 3533 nucleotides. It is a transcript of the gene baxb, whose product is annotated as BCL2 associated X, apoptosis regulator b. NCBI's taxonomy places the organism in Eukaryota, Metazoa, Chordata, Actinopteri, Salmoniformes, Salmonidae. Gene Ontology annotation, cellular component: mitochondrial outer membrane. Gene Ontology annotation, molecular function: channel activity; protein heterodimerization activity; protein homodimerization activity. Bases 546 to 1094 code for a protein of 182 amino acids. The transcript is spliced from 5 exons. The record is from RefSeq and is a predicted model, not a curated record. Gene Ontology annotation, biological process: mitochondrial fusion; intrinsic apoptotic signaling pathway in response to DNA damage; release of cytochrome c from mitochondria.
UUGUUACUGUCUGUGGUCUUUCUUAUUUCAGGCGUUUGUAGAUUCUGCAUAUUAUCUCUAAGGAAUGUAGUAUUUUCUUAAUAGAGAGAAAACAGCAGCAACAUCGUAUGUCAAAUAGAGCUAUAAUAGGUUUAUGUUAUAAGAGAAGAACUACAAUUGCGAUACUGAAGUUUUCUGAAGUUACGGUGAUAGUAGCUAACGUUAGCUAUCGUUUUGGCGGUGUGUGGACUGCCAAUGGCGUGUGUAGAGACAUCAGGUAGCUAGGUCUGCCAGUGCAAUGUCUCAUCACUGCAACAACGUUACCAAGUUAUCAGUACAUUGUCAUUGCUAGCUAUCAUGAUUCUGUUCUAUUUUACAUUCAUAAUUCUUUUUUAUGUUGUUUAGAUCUAUAAGCUGAUUUUGGUUAAAUGUUUUAUUCGUUCUACAGAUUACAGAGUAGGAGAGGUCCUGCUGAAUAGGCUACCGGCCGCCCCAGCCCCACUCCCCAGCUAUGUGCUCUAAGAAGGAGUGUUUCUGGACCAGAAUGCUCUCUCAUCCCCAGAGUGAUGCAGGAGCAGCUGGAUGAGGUGUCAUCAGAUGUCCUGGUAGUGGUCUCCACAGAAACCCAGGAGGUGGAGAGUGAUCAGGAGCAGAAGAUUGUGUCACAGCUAGCCAUGAUGAUACGGACCAUCGGAGACGCCGUCAAGAAGGACGGGAAGCUGGACGAUGCGAUAGAUGGAAUGGUGGGGAAAAUGACCAGCAAGACCAGCUACUGGAAGUUGGUAGAAAAGGUAUUUGAGGACAGUCAAAUCACCUGGGAGAGAAUUGCUGUGCUGUUUUACGUAGCAGGGAGGAUAGCUGUCAAGGUGGUGAUUGCUAACAUCCCCCAGUUAGUGAAGGACAUUCUGAAGUGGACUCUGGAGUACUUCAGAAACAAAUUACUGGAUUGGAUCCAGAAACAUGGAGGAUGGAUGAACAGUUUUGCUGAGCUGGCACGUGUGCAGGUGGAGAAGAUGUCCUCUAUGAGCGCCUGGUCCUCAGGGAUCAUCCUGGUCUUCCUCGGAGGUGUCAUACUGGGUAGUGUUAUCACCUGGAAACUGGCCAGGAGGACCUGACACACACACACACACACACACACACAGUUCCACUCCAGUUCAAAUGCAAACGCGUGGGCGUGCACACACACAAAUACAUUUGUUUACCUAGUCCAUGUAUUAUUAGUUACCUACCUUCUGGUUUGCUCAGGAUAAAUAAGAUGACCAGAUGCUGCUGAAAGUGGUGUUGGAGAGCCAGUAGGAGGCAAUCUUUCCUCUGGUAAAAAAAAAAAGAAAAGAAAUCCCAGUACAAAGAUUGGGGGCAUUCCCCCGUGUAGGGUGCUGUCUUUUGGAUUGGACAUUAAAACAUGUCCUGACUCUCUGUGGUCAGUAAAGAUCCCAUGGCACAUAUUGUAUGAGAGGGGUGUUAUCCCUGAUGUCCUGGCUAAAUUCCCAAUCUGGCCCUCAUACCAUCACGGUCACCUAAUCAUCCCCAGUUUACAAUUGGCUCAUUCAUCCCCCCUCCUCUCCCCUGCAACUAUUCCCCAGGUGGUUGCUGUAAGUGAGAAUGUGUUCUCAGUCAAACUUACCUGGUAAAAUAAGUCUUAAAUAAAAUUAAACUCCUUUUUAUCAGUGCCUUCAAAAAGUAUUUACACCCCUUGACUUUUUCCACAUUCUGUAGUGUUACAGUGGGAUUAAAAGGGAUUUAAUGCAUUUUUUGGUCAAUGAUCUACACAAAAUACUCUAUACAUCUCUGCACUUAGCAAAAGAGUGUCAUCUGCACUGCUAUUUUAGUCAUCAGUUAAUCUGACUUUUCUCUCAUCAUUGAUUUAGUUGAAUUAUUUCAGUAAUUUUAGGGUUUUCUGUGUAGUUGUCUAAUGUUGGUGUGGCAAAUUAUUUUAAACACCAUUAUUGCACACACAAUGAGUCCAUGCAACUUAUUAUGGGACUUGUUAAGCACAUUUUUACUCCUGAACUUAUUUAGGCUUUCCACAACAAAGGGGUUGAAUACUUAUUGACUCGAGACAUUUCAGCGUUUCAUUUUUGAUUAAUUAGUGAAAGAAAAUCUAAAAACAUAAUUCCACUUUGAAAUUAUGGGGUAUUGUGUGUGGAUCAAUGACACAGAAUCUCAAUGUAAUCCAUUUUAAAUUCAGGCUGUAUCACAAAGGAGUGUGAAUACGUUCUGAAGGCACUGUAUAUAUUGACCUACAGUAAUGAAACCAAAGUGUUGGGGCAGAGCUCAGUACAUUUUGUCUCACUACCCUUACGGGAAAAAAUACAUGAAUUUCACGUGUUUAACAUGUGAUCUUAUGGGAAGUUAAUGUGAUAACAUGUUAAAGCAACACGUGAUAAUAUGAAAUUGCAAAAUAUCAACAUGUGAUACUAAGGAACUACACCUCACAACAUUUGAAAGUCUUUCAUGUGUGAAACUGCAAUUCACGUGAGGUGAAAACAUGAUAUUCUCACAUAUGAAAGGGUGGUGUGAAUUCUAUGUUGAAUACAUGUGAACAACUGGUUUCACAUGUGAACAACUGAGCUCACAUGUGUCUCUUUUGUUUUCAAAUGUGAACAUUUCUGCUCAACAUGUGAACAGUUAUUUCACGUGUAAAUAUGAUUUCAAAUGUGAUUUUCACAUGUGAAACUGCAACAACAAAAAUGUAUAUGAUAUGAAGUGUUCCAAAACCACAUGGUUUCAAAUGAUUUCACAUGUGAAAUAAAAUGUUAUAUGUGGAAAUUUCACAUGUGAAAUCAUGUGGUUUUUCCCAUAAGGGUAUAUCAUCAUGUUUGUUGGUAUCCUGCUAGACUAGGGUAUCUGUGCCUGAAAUGAGAAACCAGUGUAAGCAUAACAGACAGCCAAGCAUCAUGUUAUGUGAUUGGUUUUAACAGAGAGGUCAUUAUUUUUCAAUACAAUAAUAUACAGAAAUAACACAUGAAUACCGAUUGAAUCUUUAGGUUUAUGAAAAUGUAUGAAACGUGUAUUUUGAUUACAAAAUAACGUCUGGAACGUUUGACUUGAAUGUAUAAUGUAUUAAAUGUGACAUUUUAUUAGGAUAAACAAAAUAAAUAUGAGUUGACGAUGAUGUUUGUUCUGCAAUAAUCAUGUUUUAACUAUGACCCCUUAAAGUACUCAACAUGAGUCAGUCAGCUCCAUAAUAUCAGUCGUGAUGCUAAAUGUACAAAAAAAAUGCACAGGACACAAAUAGAAAAUUUUGGCAUAAGCUUUUAAUAUUUUUAUAGAGUUUUUGACGUUUUCUCUUUAAAUUGGAUUUGUUUGUUUUUCCAGUUAAUUUUGUGGGUAUUUCGUUUUAUUAUUCUUGUUUUAUUUUCCUAUCUGUAAAGGAGAAGAGUUUUUCAGUUUAAUUAGCAUUCACUUUCAAACUUUCAUACUUUUAAUAAUAGAACUGUUUUAAGUCUCUUUUUUUUCACAAACUUGGUUAAAUUAUUACUGUUUAUUCAUAUUUUUUCUUUACACAUUUCAAAAAUAUAAAAGGUAAAUAAUAAACAUUCCAUUGAAAUAUA